ACACUUUGACUCAAUCUGUGCACACACAGCUGCAAUAGCUGCACUCACUGACAAACACAUUCAUAAGCUGUUCACAAACCACACCUCUCUGGAGAUGUCCACCUCUUCUGGCUUCAGUGCUGCUUGCAGAGACUGACAAACACAGCAUCAUUCAGGCAAAAAAGCCAUGCGACCUUCUUUCUCUGUGAGCCUUGAGCCCGGUUUGGAGAGAGGCAUCCCUUGGGGUCGUGACCUUUUCACCUUUGUGACUUCAGCGGCAGGUCACAUGAUGCGAACCCUUGAAAAACCACGAAAGAGCCGUCCGUCCAAACGGCAGGUCAACCAUCGCCGCUUCCUGCACAACAUGAUUCAGAGGAAAUUCGCAGACAUAGAAGCAGCGAACCACCGGCUAUCAUCGGCCCUUUAUGAUAAGGAUAAAGAAAAAAGCACACCAGCUCUUUCGGAGCCAGAAAGUCCCCCUUCAGAAAGAGGCUCUCAGCAGGAGACAGAUCAAUACAGUGUUUACACUGAUUUAGAGGGGAUUUCAGAGUCAAGGAGCGGCGCCUCUGAGGAGAGGGAAGAGAAGCAGUUGGAUGAUAAACAUCUCUGGACAACACGUCCUCAAAAAUCCACCUGCACGGCUAAGAUGAACAACCAUAAUAAAAUGAGACAAACUAAGGAAAAAAGAGGGAAAAAAGUUACUCCAUCCUCUUAUAUGAAUGACCAGAAUGAUAAAGACAGCUCUGAAGAAGUAGAGCUACUUCUGUCUGAAAAUCCCAACAACAACCAAAUCCAAAUGAAUCCUGUGAACAACAUUUCUGAAAACAAUCAAAGACUCCCCAAACAUCCCAGUUUCAUCCUUUUUGCCCCAAACGAGUACAGUUCUCCCCCUUUCUCCCCUGAGCUCUCUCCGUUGUCUCUUGACUCUUGUGAUUUCUCUGCUCAGAUGUUGAGCGACCUCUCUGGAUGCACACAGGAAACCAUCACAGAUGGUCUGACUGACGUAACCGAGCUCUACAGGGUUAGUAACCAGGACUCAGUGGGCUAUAUGGACGUAGAAUCCUACUUUGAACGUAUGUGUUCAUGCCAGGUGGAGGCUGGGUCAGAGGUCUGUCCGAAUGAGGAUACCAUGGUUGGAAACCUGACAGACGACUUUACUGGGUCGGAGAACAUGCAUGAAGAGGAGUGUAUAUGUAGCCAUGAGAACAGCUGUGAAGAAGAUCGAGGAGCAACAGCCGAUUAUUUCCAAAGUCACCUGAGGAGUUCACAACUACCAGGACAAAGCGAAUACCCUGACACCAAGCAGGCAUAUCACGGCAUGGAGGGAACCCCCAUCAGCCAGGAGUACAGCAUCACAGAGCUCCAGACGCAGGAGGGGAACUCCUGCAUGCUGGUAAACAGCCUGAACCUUACACCGUUUGAGGGAGUGGCUCAAUCUUUCCCUGUUCCUCCUCUUCCUCAUCAUGAGCAUCGCCCCAUACUAACACCUCCUCAUGAGGAUGACUGGCUGUUUCCUGAUAUCAUGAAGGAUAGAGACCCUUACCCUUACUACUAAAGCCACACUGGCAUGGAGAUAUAAAUCCAGGGCUAAGCUAAUAUCUAAGAGGAAACUUUGAGAACAAGUUAUAAAUAGCUAAAUUAAAUCCAUUACUGUUUACUGUCUUUAAAACAAAAUAACGUUUUGGAGAUUGUAAAACAUGGAUUGCAUGGAUAUUUUUCACACUGUUUUCUCAACCCACAGGAUGAGUAGUUCAUUGUAUUCACACCCCCCUGAGGUAGCCAAUGAAGGGAAGCUAAAAUUGAAGAAAUUAGAUCUCUCUUUUUAAUUUUAAUAAUCUCUCUUAUUAAUUUGGUAUCUUCUUAAGGAAGUUGGUUGCAGUUGUUUGAUUUACGGGUAUCAAAGUACAGGGGGGACAAAUACUUUUACUAGGUAAUGUAAUGGUUACAGGUAUGUCAUCCACAUUCAAACUGACCCUUAUUUACAGUAGCUUAAGUUUUCUUUGUCAGUAAGUAUAUAGGUUGGUUUUAAUGAUGUUUUCUCUCUUUGUUUUCUGUCCCUUGAAGCUUUGAAAGUCGUUAAAGCCUCAAUUUCUUACAAUAAAAAGUCAAAUUAAUAGAGAUGCUGUGACAGUGUUGUUUUUUCUUUUCCAGAUUUCUCAGCAUUUAGCAUCAGGUAGAUUUACAUUCUAUAUGUGUUUCUCUGAGUUUCACAUACGGUGCAGGCUGUAGAGUGCCAAAAAAAGAAAGUUUUUAAUUGGUCAAGACUUAUUGUUGAUCACAU
Messenger RNA from Cyprinodon tularosa, 2260 nucleotides. RefSeq lists its product as uncharacterized. NCBI's taxonomy places the organism in Eukaryota, Metazoa, Chordata, Actinopteri, Cyprinodontiformes, Cyprinodontidae. The transcript has 3 exons. The record is from RefSeq and is a predicted model, not a curated record. Bases 167 to 1534 code for a protein of 455 amino acids.